AUGACCGUCUCCUUCACAGCCCUGCUCUGUCUGGGACUGACUCUGGGCCAUGGGACACCAGUGCUGGCAGGAAUUCACCCUAAACCUGAACUCACAGUACAGCCAGACUCUGUGGUCUCAGAGCAGACUACAGUGACCUUCUUGUGUGAAGGGACCAAAGGAGCCAAACAGUACAUUCUGUAUAAAGAUGGAGACACGUAUUUAAUGCUCACAGAGAUUCCACAGCAAUCUAAUGACAAGGCUGAAUUCUCAAUCUCAAAUAUAGGCCGGGAACAAGCUGGGCGAUACCAAUGUUGCUAUCGGGGCCCUGAUGGAUGGUCAGAGCACAGUGACUCCCUGGAGGUGGUGGUGACAGGGGCCUACAGUCAACCCAGCCUGUCAGCCCAUCCCAGCCCUGUGGUGACUGAAGGAGGGAAAGUCACUCUACAGUGUGUCUCAAGGCAAUGGUAUUACAAGUUCAUUCUGACUAAGGAAGGACCACAAAAGUCCUUCUGGACACUGGACCCAGAGUACAACUACUCUUCUUGGCACUACCAGGCCAGUCAGUCUGUGGGUCCUGUGACCUCCAACCAAAGGUGGACAUUCAGAUGCUACUGCUUUGAAAGUUACAGCCCACUGGUGUGGUCAGAACCUAGUGACCCCCUGGAGCUCCUGUUCUCAGGGACCCUCCACAAACCCACCAUCAAGGCUGAGCCAGGCCCUGUGGUUGCCUCAGGAAACCCCAUGAACAUCUCCUGUCAGGGGACCCUGGAUGCAGAAAUGUGUUUUCUGCAUAAAGAGGGAAGCCAACAAACCUGGGGUACACAGACCCCAAAGGAGCCUGGGAGCAGGUCCACAUUCUCCAUUCCUUCUGUGUCAGAGGACAGUGGGGGGGAAUAUCACUGUUACUGUUACAGCUCAUCUGGCUGGUCACAGCGCAGUGACACUCUGGAACUGGUGGUGACAGGAAUCUAUGACAGUAAACUCAGUCUGUCAGCACUGCCCAGCCCUGUGGUGACCUCCGGAGGGAACAUGACUCUCCAGUGUGUCUCACGGGUGUUCUACCACAAGUUCAUUCUCACCAAGGAAGAUCAGAAAUUCUCCGGCUCCCUGAACUCACAGUACAUAGGCAGAAUUAGGCAGUACCAAGCCUUAUUCUCUAUAGAUCAUGUAACAGCAGACCACACAGGGACAUUCCGAUGCUAUGGUUACUACAACCAAACCCCACAGCUGUGGUCAGCACCCAGUGAGCCCCUGGAAAUACACAUCUCAGGUCUGUCCAAGAAGCCCUCCCUGCUGAGUCACCAAGGCCACAUCCUGGACCCUGGAGAGAGCCUCACCCUGCAGUGUUGCUCUGACAUCAACUAUGACAGAUUUGCUCUGUACAAGGUGGGGGAAGACAUCUUCACCAAGCAGUAUGGCCAGAGGACCCAGGAUGGGCUCACGUUGGCCACCUUCACCCUGGGCUAUGUGAGCAGCUCUACAGGAGGCCAAUACAGAUGCUAUGGUGCACACAAGCUCUCCUCUGAGUGGUCAGCCUCCAGUGAUCCCCUGGACAUCAUGAUCACAAGACAGCUUUUUGCCAGUCCUUCCCUCUCAGUGAAGCCAAACUCAACAGUGCAGUCUGGAGACAACGUGACCCUGCUGUGUCAGUCAACAUUCAGAGCUGACACUUUCAUUCUGUCCAAGGAGGGAGCAGCACACCAACCCCAGAGAAUGAAAUCCAAGUCCCAAGAUGGGGAGUUCCAGGCAGAAUUCUCCAUGACUGCUGUGACCUCUGCCCUCUCAGGCACCUACAGUGCCCCUGUGGAGCUCUCUGUCUCAGGACACGUUGGAACCUCCAGCCCGCCACACACAAGUCACUUGCCAACAGCUGGCCUGGAAAUGUACCUGAAGGCUCUGAUUGGAGUCUCUGUGGCCUUCAUCCUGUUACUCUCCAUUCUCAUCUUUCUCCUUCUCCGAAGAAGGCGUCAGGGAAAGUUCAGGAAGGAUGCCCAGAAAGAGACAGAAUUGCAGCUUCCUGCAGGAGCUGCAGAGCCAAUAACCAGAAACAGAGGCCGCCAGAAGAGAUCCAACCUAGCUGCUGCCACCCAGGAAGAAAUCCUAUAUGCUUCAGUGGAGAAAAUGAAACCUGAGGAUGGUGUCAAACUGGACAGUUUGGCUGCUGAAUCCAAAGAGCCCCGAGAUGUGGUCUAUGCCCAGCUGUGCAGCAGGUCACUCAGACAGGGGACAGCUGGACCUCCUCCCUCCCAGGCAGGAGAAGCCCCAGAGGAGCCCACUGUAUAUGCUGCUCUGGCCGUCACUCGACCAAGUCCUGUUCCCAAUAACAAGGAGCAAUGA
Molecule: messenger RNA, 2319 nt
Organism: Cricetulus griseus (Chinese hamster)
Lineage: Eukaryota; Metazoa; Chordata; Mammalia; Rodentia; Cricetidae
Source: RefSeq, a predicted model, not a curated record